AAAAAUAAACAAAAAAAUAUAUGUCAACUUUCUAAAAUAAGAAAAAUAGAUUAGGAAAGAGCUGAAAUGUCAAAGUUACCUAAAGCGGCCCUCAGUUUAAAGCAGUUUAUGCUGCGCCAGGAAGUCCUCAAACUCUACAGAGACAUCUUCAGAACGAUACGCCAGGUUCCUGAUAAAAACAGCCAAUCAGAGCUGCGAGCCUGGGCACGGCAUGACUUUGAGACAAACCGCAACCAGAGCGACGAGGUUGCCAUUAAGAUGCUCCUCCAGCACGGAAGGCGCAGCCUCACAGAGCUGAGAACCAGCCUUCACUUGAGCGGUAUGAGCCAGGAAAAGUAA
This is a messenger RNA of Drosophila bipectinata, 339 nucleotides long. RefSeq names its product LYR motif-containing protein 2. Gene Ontology annotation, cellular component: mitochondrion. NCBI's taxonomy places the organism in Eukaryota, Metazoa, Arthropoda, Insecta, Diptera, Drosophilidae. The record is from RefSeq and is a predicted model, not a curated record.